Molecule: messenger RNA, 237 nt
Organism: Penicillium coprophilum
Lineage: Eukaryota; Fungi; Ascomycota; Eurotiomycetes; Eurotiales; Aspergillaceae
Exons: 1
Coding region: 1-237 (78 amino acids)
Source: RefSeq, a predicted model, not a curated record
AUGACUUCCAAAGUUGAUGGACGCGCGUAUCCGAUUGUUCCUUCCAUUCGCAAAGGUCUGAACAUCGUCCUCGACGCUACAGCAAUAUCACUUCACCUGUUCCCUACUCCUUCGUCUCUCUCCCUCUUCCCCUCCUCGCCGUUGCCCCCCAUCGUUAUCUUCACCUCAUGCAUGUAUGCGCCGCUGACCACGGUGUGCUCCAUCAAAUCGAUUUCCCUUCGCCUGCUACUUACUUAA